Dermacentor andersoni is the source of this 500-nucleotide messenger RNA. The record is from RefSeq and is a predicted model, not a curated record. Lineage: Eukaryota; Metazoa; Arthropoda; Arachnida; Ixodida; Ixodidae.
CCCUCGUUGACAUCGGUACACUCGUCACUUACUCCGCUAGCGCUGUCGUUAGCACUAGCCCAAAGCGUAGCUGACUGGCGCCUGCGGAUGGCAGUGGCGGCACCUACAUGUGGCGUUCGCUGUAAAGCAACAAAUCAACCGUCGGGGACACCUAAAUUCCUUCGCUCUAGAGCCUCCGCGGACCAAGAAGCACUCCAGGCGCCACUCAGGUGCCCUGACUGCGACAUGGCCACGCGGCCAUCCGCAGCCCAUCUGUUUUGGGAGUGUCAGCGACACGCACAGCAGCGGGACCACCACCUGAGGACGGUGCGAGUGUCGUCCUACGAGGAGUGGAUUAGACCGGCAACUGGCUCGAUGGAUUCCGACAGGGUCAUUCUGGACUCGCUCUUGGCUUUCGCCAAGGACGCGCAGCUCCUAGGACGGCUCUGAACACGCCUCCCCCCUCCUCUUCCUAUUCCCCAUUAUAGGCCUUCGAGCCAUCCCUUAAUAAAUACAUUUUG